UGGCAUUCUUGCUUUGAAUGUUAAACAGUGCGGUUGUCUCUUUUCGGUAUUCGUAGAUUUACAUGAGCAAAGCAACAGUUUUAUAACAAUUUUUUUUAAAUAAUAAACUACAACACUGCAUAGUCUCAAACGCAAAUACAAAAUAUUCAAAAUUUUCAUGAUCUAAAAUAAAGCAUUUCUAAAUUCCAGUACUUAAAAACGUAUUAUCGAUAUAACCGAUAUACAUAUUUGUAAUUUAUAUAUAUAGGUAUACAUACAUACAUAUAUAUAUAUAUAUAUAUAUCACUAAUCGAAUUCUAAAUGAGCAAAGACUGUUCGAAUCGUAUAACGAUUGCAUAGUAACCCCGUAAACGUACAAGUUUAGUCCGGAAAUUUCUGAAACAGUUUGAAAAGCAUUCGAAAAUAAAACGUAAAGCCGACGCGUUUUCAAAAACCGUGUACGUACUUAAGUAAACGCGUAAGGAAAGCCCUGAAUUGCAUAGUGAUAUUUAGCAUUUAGCAAAUUAUUCGAUUAACCACUACGGAAUUGUCGAUCAGCGUAUAAGCAAAGGUCGGAAUCGAGGUCGAAGAAUAUCGGAUAUUACUCGUGUGCGAUUGAAGAGCUGUUACAUUCACGAUCAUGAGUUUCCACAAGAGUGACUCACGCACGCCACUGGCGCCAACGGCAUACACUAAAAUCCCGACAGUAUCGGCGAGCUAUGACAACGAGACGCACACCGGUUCGAGGAGUAGCGCGAUCAACUCGAGUCAGCCAAAAUUCAUACGUUCGGAUAUGGUUGAUGUGCCGGCUCAGCAGGCCGCCGGAUCCACGUUACCGUUGGUGUUGACGCGAAAAAAAGGCGACGAAGAGGACGUCAAUUAUAAUCCGUUCGAGCACCGGAAAGUGGAUCAUCCAACCUCCGACAUGGAGACCCUAAUGCACCUGCUUAAAGGUUCGCUGGGCUCAGGUAUUCUUGCCAUGCCCAUGGCUUUCAUGAAUGCCGGUCUAUGGUUCGGUUUGGUGGCCACCUUUGCUGUUGGUGGUCUCUGCACCUAUUGCGUACACAUUCUCGUCAAAUGCGCGCAUAUCCUUUGUCGGCGGCGUAAGAUUCCCAUGAUGGGUUUUGCAGAUGUGGCCGAGCAAGCCUUUCUCGAUGGCCCGCCCGGUUUGAAUCGCUGGUCUCGUUUCAUACGUUUCAUGGUGAAUGUCUUCCUUGUGCUCGACUUAAUUGGCUGCUGUUGCAUUUAUCUGGUAUUUGUCGGAACAAAUGUGAAGGCGGUAUUGGAUGAGUACAUGGCCGAAGCGUUGAGUAUACGCUUGUGGAUCGUCAUCGUUACUUGUCCGCUACUGGUUAUGUGCUUGAUACGCAAUCUGAAAUUCCUUACACCAUUUUCGAUGAUCGCCAACGUGUUGAUGUUUAUUGGCAUCGUGAUUACAUUCAUUUAUGUCUUUGACGAUUUGCCAGCACCCGAGGAACGUGCUGGCAUCGUGAAUGUUGUGCAAUGGCCACUCUUCUUCGGCACUGUGAUCUUUGCGUUGGAAGGUAUUGGUGUAGUGAUGUCGCUGGAGAACGACAUGAAGAACCCUACACACUUCAUCGGUUGCCCUUCGGUGUUGAACAUCGGCAUGGGUGUUGUCAUUUCGCUCUACACAUUGGUUGGAUUCUUUGGCUACUUGAAAUACGGACCAGAGACACAGGGCAGCAUCACGUUGAAUCUACCUAAGGAAGACAAAUUGGCGCAAUCUGUGAAGUUGAUGAUUGCCAUAGCGAUCUUCUUCACCUUUACGCUGCAAUUCUAUGUGCCAGUUAGCAUCAUUUGGAAGGGCAUUUCCCACAAGAUCUCCGAGGAGCGAAAGAACAUCAGCGAAUAUGCGCUACGUAUAGUCUUGGUGAUUCUUUGCGGUGCAAUUGCGGUGGCGUUACCCAAUUUGGGCCCCUUCAUUUCGCUGAUUGGCGCUGUGUGCCUGAGCACGCUCGGCAUGAUCAUACCGUCGAUCAUCGAGCUGGCUGUGUACCACGAGGAUCCCGGCUACGGGCGUUUCAAGUGGCGCUUAUGGAAGGACAUUGGGCUGAUUAUUUUCGGCAUUGUGGGCUUCGUAACUGGCCUGUAUGUGAGCAUACUCGAGUUCCAUGCAGAGUUCAGUGGCGACCAUGUUGGCUCAUAGACGAAGUUAAAUGAUGACCUGCAGUAUCACAAAAUCAUAAAGUUAAUAAUGAAAGAUAAUAAUAAUAUUAUAUAAUAUAAUAUACAUACAUACAUAUAUACAUAUGCAUAUAGUGUUAGUGACGUAGCGUAGUUUAAAGUUUUUAACACAAAAGGAAAGAUAAAAAAACAAUACAA
Anastrepha obliqua is the source of this 2322-nucleotide messenger RNA. Its product is annotated as proton-coupled amino acid transporter-like protein CG1139. Gene Ontology annotation, molecular function: amino acid transmembrane transporter activity. The record is from RefSeq and is a predicted model, not a curated record. Gene Ontology annotation, biological process: amino acid transmembrane transport. The transcript is spliced from 6 exons. Gene Ontology annotation, cellular component: vacuolar membrane. The coding region runs from base 620 to 2146 and encodes 508 amino acids. NCBI's taxonomy places the organism in Eukaryota, Metazoa, Arthropoda, Insecta, Diptera, Tephritidae.